UUUCAAUAUUGGUUUCUCGAAUUAUAGUUUUGCGUUACUGAUUCGAAAAGAAUACAGUCGUCGUACAUAAAUCUCUUCCCCAAUUCCACAACCUCCUUCUUCUGUACGCUCUUGAUCAAUAACCUUAAGCACAGAAUCAACAAUGGCCGCUGCUCCACUGGGCGGCUUCUUGGUGCCUUUAAAUGGCAAUUCGAAGGAAGAGAAGUGUUCAAUUUCAAAAAUUGUACUUUCACAUGACACCACUUACAUAGGCCGCGACAUCACUCCGGUUGCCGAUAAGCGUCUCAGCCGGAGACAUAUUGCGGUUACCAUCUCUGCUGAUGGCUCUGCUGAUAUUCUCGUCGAAGGAUCGAACCCGGUUGUCAUACAAUCCAAAGGUCAAAGAAAUAAGCUUUUGACUGGAGCAAAAUGGAAAAUUCGAAAUGGUGAUGUUAUAGAGCUAAUACCUGGGCAUUACCUUUUUAAGUAUGUAGCGGCUGAUAAUACUACGGAGGGAAGGAACCCAACUACUACUAGAGACAAAAGGCCUUUAGGUGAAGAAAGUAGUAAGGGCAAACAGCUUGCUCAAAGUAGGAAAAGGGUGCACAGAGUUCCUGAGGAAGAAGCACUAGCUGAAAAUUCACAUGAUGUUCUGCAGCGUGCUAAUCAAGAGCCCAACACUUUGAUUGAGGGAAUUAGGAAUUUUCGAAUUUCUAAGAAUAAGCUACCUUUAACUUUUAGGCUAUUGCAAGUGCAACAAUUGCCAGAAUGGGCAAACACUAAUGCUGUUUCUAUCAAUGAUGUGAUUAAGGGGAACGUGCUUAUGGCUGUCUUGUCAAAUUAUAUGGUUGACAUUGAUUGGCUACUCUCAGAAUGUCCGAUGCUUAAAAGAGUCCACCAUGUACUUGUCAUCCAUGGGGAAGGUGAUGGUACGCUUGCACAUAUGAAGAGAAAGAAGCCUCCUAACUGGAUUCUCCACAAGCCUCCGUUGCCCAUUUCAUAUGGAACACACCAUUCAAAAGCAAUGCUUCUUGUCUAUCCUCGAGGAGUACGCGUUAUUGUGCAUACUGCAAACUUGAUAUAUGUUGACUGGAACAACAAAACUCAGGGAUUGUGGAUGCAAGAUUUUCCAUGGAAAGAUCAAAACAAUGCUAGUAAGGGAUGUGCAUUUGAAAAUGACCUGGUUGAAUAUCUGAGUACAUUAAAGUGGCCCGAAUUCAAUGCUAAUUUACCGAGUGCCGGCAGCUUCAGUAUAAACCCCUCUUUCUUCAGAAAAUUUGAUUAUAGCUCCGCUGCGGUUAGGCUCAUUGCAUCUGUCCCCGGGUAUCACUCUGGCUCCCAUUUAAGUAAAUGGGGACAUAUGAAACUAAGAACUGUUCUCCAGGAGUGUACAUUUGAGAAUCAGUUUGAGAAAUCUAAUCUUAUCUACCAGUUUUCUUCACUAGGUUCGUUGGAUGAGAAAUGGAUGACAGAGCUAGCAUUUUCAAUGUCGGCAGGAAUGAAAGAAGACAAAAAACCAUUGGGUCUGGGGAAACCCUUAAUAAUAUGGCCAUCCGUUGAAGAUGUCAGAUGUUCGUUGGAGGGUUAUGCAGCUGGAAAUGCCAUUCCAAGCCCUUUAAAGAACGUAGAAAAAAAGUUCCUGCAGAAGUAUUGGGCAAGGUGGAAGUCAAGCCACGCAGGUCGCUGUCGGGCAAUGCCUCAUAUAAAGACGUUCAUGCGUUAUAGUGGGCAAAACAUCGCAUGGCUACUGCUCACUUCAUCAAACCUCAGCAAAGCUGCUUGGGGAGCUCUUCAAAAAAACAAUUCUCAACUGAUGAUCCGUUCAUAUGAGCUAGGGGUGCUGUUUUUACCUUUCGCCAGGAAAUGUGAAUACAGCUUCUCUUGUACAGAUGAUGGACUUCCUCCGAAGGAUGAAUUGGCAUCUUCACUAAGUUUGGAAAUGAAACCAACAAAACUAGUCUCCCUAGUUUGGAAAGGAGAGGAGAAUGAAGAAUGUGGUGAAGUUAUUCGAUUGCCUGUUCCUUACGAACUUCCUCCAAGGCCAUACUCAUCUGGAGAUACACCAUGGUCCUGGGACCGUCGGUAUACAGAGAAGGAUGUGUAUGGUCAAGUUUGGCCCAGGCAGGUAGAGCUGUAUACCUCUCAAGCUCUCUGAUAUAUAUGCUCUUCUUUGUUGACAUGAUUCUCUAGAACAGUCCGUCGACAUUGUUAGGUUAUGGUUAGUGUAUAAUGUUCAAAUUCUUUGAUCAAAUUUCACCAUCUUCUUUGCGUCGGUUGUCGACUGUAGUCUCAGUUAUUGAAAUCAAGAGAAAAAAUUAGCUCA
This is a messenger RNA of Salvia hispanica, 2302 nucleotides long. It is a transcript of the gene TDP1, whose product is annotated as tyrosyl-DNA phosphodiesterase-like protein. Gene Ontology annotation, molecular function: double-stranded DNA binding; 3'-tyrosyl-DNA phosphodiesterase activity; single-stranded DNA binding. Gene Ontology annotation, biological process: DNA repair. Lineage: Eukaryota; Viridiplantae; Streptophyta; Magnoliopsida; Lamiales; Lamiaceae. Gene Ontology annotation, cellular component: nucleus. The record is from RefSeq and is a predicted model, not a curated record.